Molecule: messenger RNA, 1413 nt
Organism: Monosiga brevicollis MX1
Lineage: Eukaryota; Choanoflagellata; Craspedida; Salpingoecidae
Exons: 10
Coding region: 1-1224 (407 amino acids)
Biological process (GO): meiotic DNA double-strand break formation; DNA topological change; reciprocal meiotic recombination
Cellular component (GO): nuclear chromosome
Molecular function (GO): DNA binding; ATP binding; DNA topoisomerase type II (double strand cut, ATP-hydrolyzing) activity
Source: RefSeq, a predicted model, not a curated record
AUGGCCAAUCAAGAGGCCAUGAAGACCAUUGCCGAGCUUGGUUACAAUGACGUGACAGAGGUUCUCGAGAUGGAUGACGAGGAGGUGGCACAGCGUAUAGAGACCAUUGCGACAGAUGCCGUGCGAGCCAUCAUGGGUGGCCAAGGCAUCAAUUAUGUCAUGCCGAGCCGAGCCAACAACAAUCAAAAAUACAUUCCAGAGUUGGACCGCAUCGUUCUUUUGAAUGCCGUCAAGACGCGUGCCUUUGACAGCCUCUCCAGUGUGCGCAAGACAGCCAUCAUGACCCGUGUGUUUCAGCUGAUCCACCAGGUGGUGCGCAAGCGCAUUCACGUCACCAAGCGCGACUUGUUUUACACGGACGUCAAGCUCUUUACCAAGCAGGAAGAGGUGGGCUGUUUCAUUGCUGCUCAACGCCUGUACGUCUGGCCAGCAGCCAACUUGCUUGCCUCACGCGUUCUGCCAUGGCUCCGCCUGGUCCCUCAGUCCGAUGCCGUGCUGGACGAUGUGGCCUGCAUGGUUGGCUGUACCCGUACCUCACUCAACGUGGUAGCUUCGGACAAGGGUGUGGUGGUCGGCUGCGUCACAUUUUUGGAGGAUGGUGAUUUUAUCGACUGUACGAGGAUGGGUGUGGGCGGCAAGGCCAUCCCAUCGCUGGUAAAUAAAAUCACAGAUAUCAAGGGGACCGCACAAUUUGUUCUUUUGGUGGAAAAAGAAGCUGCCUUCAUGCGGCUGGCGGAGGAUCGUUUUUACCAACGAUACCCUUGUGUCAUUGUGACGGGCAAGGGCCAGCCUGACGUGGGCACGCGCCAGUUUGUACGCGCCGUGAAGGAUGCUCUGAAUGUGCCCAUUCUGGGGCUCUUUGAUUCUGACCCGUACGGUCUCAAGAUUCUCUCCGUCUACAUGAGCUCGUCCAAGAACAUGUCAUACGACAGUGCGUCGCUGACGUGUCCCGAUAUCAAGUGGUUGGGCUUGCGACCGACUGAUCUCGAUCGCUACAAGAUACCCGAACAGUGCCGGCUCCCGAUGACAGCCGAGGACAUUGAGACGGGCCGUCGACUGCUGCAGGCCGACUUUAUCACCAAGAAUGAGGCAUGGGUGAAGGAGUUGCGGUUAAUGUUGGAUACCAAGGUCAAGGCGGAAAUUCAGGCGCUGAGCAACUUUGGCUUUCAGUAUCUGACCGAAGUGUAUCUUCCGCAAAAGUUGGAACGAGGUGAUUGGAUUUGAGGCCCUGGCUGAUCCGAGAUGGCUCAAGCCCGGGAACGAACGCAAGAACAGCGAUUGUUUUCGAGCAUACUGAUCCACCGUGCCUUGGGCGUAUGGUGUAUGACUGGAUCUGAUUUUACAUUGUUAUCAUUGAUGUGUUUUAAUUUACAAGCGGUCGGCAGCUCUGCUGGCGCCCCCGAGUUGUGGGUG